Penicillium roqueforti is the source of this 2319-nucleotide messenger RNA. Its product is annotated as CAZyme family CE12. The transcript is spliced from 4 exons. Gene Ontology annotation, molecular function: hydrolase activity. Bases 1 to 2319 code for a protein of 772 amino acids. Lineage: Eukaryota; Fungi; Ascomycota; Eurotiomycetes; Eurotiales; Aspergillaceae. The record is from RefSeq and is a predicted model, not a curated record.
AUGACAAUUCCUAGUCUUGGCCGUGUUGCCUCAUUGUUUCCUCAUAUCGAGAAAGAUUGGUGGAAGAAGGCCUACAAUGAGAUGUACCUCUACACCGAUGGUGACUGUGUCGAAGUCCCCGCAAUCACAGAAGCCGAAUGCAACGACAUCAUCGGAAUAUCUAGCGUGCAACAGCUGUUGAAAACCCAAGAAUCUUCGAUCAAGGUAUUGGAUCUAUGCUGUGGCCAAGGCCGACAUAGCAUCAAUCUUGCCAAACGCUUUCCAUCGGUGAAUUUUUACGGCAUCGAUCAGAGCACAUAUCUCCUUGACCUUGCUCGAAAACGCGCAAUAGAAGAAAACGUGCAGAGUAACGUCACGUUUCAGAAGGGAGACCUUCGUCGGAUUCCUGCAUCGGAUUGUUCCUUUGAUCUGGUCAUACUUCUGGGAAAUUCUUUUGGACACUGUAAUGAUGAAGGAGACCUACAUCAAAGUGGAUGGGAAUGGCUUGAGGGCAAAGAAAAACUUCUGGCCUGCCGGGAACGAGAGCUGUCUCCCGACAAAACCCUCCUCGCUAGCCGAGAGAUUGUGAUUGAUUUGGAAGGUCCUUCGAUCCGCCAAGAUCUUUUCUAUUCCGUCAGACUUUACGAUCUGGAGGAAAUGGACAACCUUCUCCAAAGAUCUGGCCUAUUCCUUCAAGCAGAAGAUGGGAUGCAGAUCACAGCGACCAAGCGAGACGGCCCUGUGGACAUGGGUAUGAUGGAACGCAGGCAGUUGAUCGUUGCACAGAAGCCAGUCAAGUCCACAGCUGCCAAGCCCCCAGCUGUCGAUGCUCUGGAGCAAGACGCGGAUAUCUACGUGCAUCCAAACCUGACACAAAGCUACAAUCCUCACAAAGGAAGAUUGCUACAAGUCUCGGCAUUUGUGUCAGCCGGUACCAUGAUUCUGGCAGAUACACCAUAUGCUUUGAUCCCGUCUGCGGAUCCAUCCCAUCCUGAUGCCUCGAUUUGCAGUAACCUGAAAUGCCGCCAACAAGUGUCACGGGACACACAUAGAGAGAUUUGCCAAAGGAAUUGCAUCCGGGAUGUUGUUUGGUGUGACAAUCGUUGUCGGACGGCAGACCAGGCUCGGCAUGACUUUGAAUGCGCUUGGUUGAAAAACUACGGAGAAAGUCUUCGUCAAAACGAGGGCCAGUAUGCAUUUGCCAUGCUUUGGACAGUCAUGCGUCUUCUAGCUGGAAGGUACAUUGAGUUACAGGCAGGGUUCAAGCCAUCUGAGCUCUAUUCCUGGGAAGAUCGGUUCAAGCGGGGGUGGGAUUCCAUUGAGAUCCUCCACAGUAACCGGGAGAGGUGGCCUCAGACGCAGAUUUUGCACUGGAAGAGGCUAGUUGAGGUAUAUCUAACUCACGAUAAUCAGUCAGACCUUAGCGUUGAUGAUCUAGUGGAUCUCAUCUGCAAAGAAGAGUCUAAUUCGUUCGGGCUAUAUCCAAGUGACACUGGGAUAUUUCCCAUUCCGGACCCCCCAAUCGAACGAGGCGUGGAUUAUGGCUUGGGUAUCUACCCAAGAGCCUCUAUAGUCAACCAUUCCUGCAUUCCAAAUGUCAUCUGGAGAGCAGACAACAAUGGGCGGAUGGUAUUGACUACCUCAAAAGAUCUUGCCGCAGGCGACGACACCACGGCAACUCAAUCCUCGAACGGAGGAGGAUGGGGAGAUGGACUUCUCAAUACAACCCUUUUCAAAGGAGCAUCUGGUCGCAAUUUCGGUCACAACGGUGCAACCACUGUUAGCUUCCGGAGCGGAGGUUAUUGGGACGAGGUUCUAACAACCGUGAGACAAGUUCGAGACGACUAUCAUCCACUUGUUACAAUCCAAUUCGGCCACGACGACCAAAAGCCCGCAGCAAACAUUUCAUUAUCACAAUACACCAGGAAUCUUGAAAGAUUCGUGACUGAGGCCUCUAAUGCUGGGGCUACACCGAUUCUCGUCACUCCUCUAUCUCGGCGCAACUACGAUAAAUCAACAGGGACACCGCGUAUCGUCAUGAGUCUCGCCAAUGAGACCUUGGCCACCAUCAUUGCCGCUCAUCGCUCAAACGCUGCCUAUAUUGAUCUGAAUAAAACUAGCACCUGGUAUCUCAAUGCAAUCGGGCCAGAAAAUGCUUUUACAUACAACCUCAACCCAGCGGAUUAUACCCAUUUGAACGUGCCGGGGAGCAUUUUGUUUGGGGGAAUUGUGGCCGAACUUAUUACGCAGAAACUUGGGACUCUGGAAAAGUCUGGAUAUCUGCGCGUGAAUGACAAACUGAAGAAGAAUGUUGAUUAUGGGAUCUAUUACUGGCCUUGA